Lasiodiplodia theobromae is the source of this 1665-nucleotide messenger RNA. Its product is annotated as Sugar transporter. Bases 1 to 1665 code for a protein of 554 amino acids. Gene Ontology annotation, molecular function: transmembrane transporter activity. Lineage: Eukaryota; Fungi; Ascomycota; Dothideomycetes; Botryosphaeriales; Botryosphaeriaceae. The record is from RefSeq and is a predicted model, not a curated record. Gene Ontology annotation, biological process: transmembrane transport. The transcript is spliced from 3 exons.
AUGGACGAGAAGGACUUUAAGGAUUUCCAGAGCUACGACGCGCGCAGCGUGCGGAGCACGUCGACAACCUCCAGCGGCAGCACCCACGUGCCGCCCGUCAUCGAGUACCACCAGGCCAACGAGAGAGAUGUCGACCGGUACCGGAACAGCUUCGGCGCUAUCAUCGACACGACCUACAUGCAACCGGGUGGAGACGACGUAUACGAUGCCAAGGUCAAGCUGCUGAACGAGGCCCUCUUGGACAUGGGUAUGGGCAAAUAUCAGUGGCUCCUCACGGUCGUGACCGGUCUCGGCUGGUUCCUGGAUAGUUUUUGGAUGUUCUCGUUCGUCUUCAUCCAGCCCGCCAUCACCAACGAGGCCAAGUUCUACACCAGCAAUGCCGCCUUCCUAACUGUGUGCCAAUAUGUCGGCCUUACUGUCGGCGCCUCGGUUCUGCCCAUGCUGUCCGACUUCAUUGGCCGCAAGACCGUCUUCAACUUCUCGCUUGCCCUCAUGUGCAUCACUGGCCUCAUCGGCGCCGGCAUGCCCACCUUCACCGGCCUCUGCGUUGUCGCUACCUUCAUGAGCGUCGCCGCCGGCGGCAACCAGGCCGUCGACAGCUCCAUCUUCCUGGAGAUCAUCCCUGCCUCGCACCAGUACCUCUUGACCAUGCAGGGUGCCUACUCCGGUCUUGGCAAGCUGGUCGCCGCCCUCGUCUCUUGGCCUCUGAUGGCCAAGUACUCGUGCGCCGCCGAUGCGACGACUGAGACGUGCAACUACGCCAACAACAUGGGCUGGCGCUACGCGUGGUGGACGCUCGGCGCCAUCACCGUCUUCUUCUGCAUCAUCCGCUACUUCUUCACGCUGCACGAGACGCCCAAGUUCCUGCUAGGCCAGAACCGCGACGCCGACGUGGUCGCCACCGUGUCGGCCAUCGCGCACUACAACGGGCGCCAAACGUGGCUCUCGCUCGAGGCCUUCCAGCACAUCGAGAAGAUCCACGGCCCGCCCACGCUGCGCGCCACGGCCGCCAACAGCUCCAAGGCGCGCCUGUGCCUGCAGCCCUUCCGCCCCUCGUGGCUGCGCAACAUCUUCUGCACCCGCAACCUGCGCACCAGCACCACCGUGCUCAUCGUCAUCUGGUCGCUGAUCGGCAUCGCCUUCCCGCUGCACGGCACCUUCGUCGCGCGCUGGCUCGCCUCGCGCUACCCUGCCACCGACGCCUUCAGCACGUCGCUCACCUUCCAGACGUACGUCUACACGGCCCUCUGCGCCAUCCCCGGCCCCAUCGUCGCCGGCUUCCUCGUCGAGACGGAGCGCCUCGGCCGCAAGCGCACGGGCGCCAUCGCCACGCUCCUCGCCGGCGUGCUGUCCUUCCUCUACGCCACCGCCCGCACCCAGGGCGACGUCAUCGCCUGGCAGUGCGUCCUGGCCUUCGCCCAGAACGCCGUCGUCAGCCUGAUGUUCCAGUACGUCUCUGAGACCUUCGCUGCGCCCAUCCGCGGCACCGGUAUGGGUGUUGUCGGCGCCGCGGCGCGCGCUUCCGGCCUGGUCGGCGCCCUCGUCGUCGCGCUGUGCGACAGCAGCAGCAGCGCGCCCGUCUGGGUUGGCAGCGGCUGCUGGGUCGUUGCCGCCGGUCUGUGGAUGGCCCUGCCGUAUGAGAUGAGGGCGAGGGCGUCGAACUAA